Molecule: messenger RNA, 2056 nt
Organism: Cuscuta campestris
Lineage: Eukaryota; Viridiplantae; Streptophyta; Magnoliopsida; Solanales; Convolvulaceae
Source: the annotation of a GenBank genome assembly
GCCAGGGACUGGGAAGACGAAGACGGUUGCAUCCAUGUUAUCUGUCCUCUACAACAUGAAAUGCAGAACCUUAACUUGUGCUCCGACAAACAUUGCAGUCCUAGGAGUUGCAAAGCGGCUGAUGGAAAUUGUAAGGGGCAGUCUUGAAUUUGAUAGUUAUGGUCUUGGAGACAUUGUGGUGUUUGGUAACGGCGAAAGGAUGAAGAUUGAAGAUCACGAGGACCUGUGGGACGUGUUUUUGUCUUAUCGUGUCGAUGCUCUUCUUAGCUGCAUCUCUCCUUUUGUGGGAUGGCAAUCAGGGUUGCUGCAGAUGAUCAAUUUGUUGGAAGAGCCCGAGGAGGCCUAUAAAAAGUACGUGCAGACAGUAAAAGAGGAGGAAGGGAAUGAGGAUGAAGCUGAUGGGAAACAGUUUGAAGAACAAGGAACUACGGGCUCGAAAAGCUCAAAGAUAAACAAGAACUUGAAGAAGUUCAUUAUAAAGACAGUGAAGGAAAACAAGAAGAAAAAUAUCGCAGUGAAAGGCAAGAAAAAGGCUGUGAAGAUUAAGGUAAAGGUUUGGACUUUUGAAGAGUUCUUUAUGAGAAGGUAUAAAUCCUUAGCUGAGCAGUUGGAGUUUUGUGUGGCAACCUUGUACACUCAUUUGCCCACUCCCUACAUUCGCUUCGAAGUAGUGAAGAAGAUGAUUGGGGCACUUGAUUGCCUACAAUCUCUUGGAGACUUGUUGAGAAUUGCAGAGAGUAGUGGAGGACUUAGAGUUGGACUCAAGGGGGGUGGAUCUUCUUCUCGUGUUAUUUUGAAGAAAUCAGAAUGUGUUGUUCUACUAAACUCUCUUCGUACAUGCUUAAGACUACCAAAUUUUCGCGGAAAACAUGAAAUCCGGACUUUUUGCCUGCAAAAUGCACUCUUGGUUUUCUGCACUGCCUCAAGCUCAUCCAAACUGGACACCAUUCGAGCAAGUGAAGAUGGCCCGGGGCCAUUAGAGCUGUUAGUGAUUGAUGAAGCAGCACAGCUCAAAGAAUGUGAGUCCACUAUCCCAUUACAGCUAUCUGGUCUUCGCCAUGCUAUACUCAUUGGGGAUGAGAAGCAAUUGCCAGCGAUGGUUCAGAGCAAGCUUUGCGAGAAGGCUGACUUCGGGAGGAGCUUGUUUGAGAGGCUGGUUAAGUUGGGACGCAAGAAACACCUGCUUAACAUUCAAUACAGAAUGCAUCCCUCUAUCAGCUUCUUCCCCAACAGGAUGUUUUACCAGAAGAAGGUGAUGAAUGGGCCUAAUGUCACAAAGGAAGGAUACGAAAAGCGGUUUCUUAAAGGAGAAAUGUUUGGGCCUUUUUCCUUCAUUGACAUAAGAGGCGGAGGCGAAGACCGUGAUGACACUUGUAGUACUAAAAACAUGGCAGAGGUUUUUGCAGUUGCUGAAAUUGUCGCUAUGCUCUUCAGAGAGUGUCAAACCUCAAAACAAAGAGUUCGCAUUGGGUGCAUAUCGCCGUACAAGGCUCAGGUUUUUGCCAUCCAACAGAAGCUUGGGAAGAAGUACAGCACAGACGUUGAGAGCCACUUCUCUGUGAAUGUGAGAUCCGUAGAUGGCUUUCAAGGUGGAGAAGAAGACGUUAUCAUCAUCUCCACUGUACGGUCUAAUGGUAGCGGAUCAGUGGGCUUCUUGUCCAACUUCCAGCGCACUAAUGUGGCUCUCACGCGAGCAAGAUAUUGCCUUUGGGUAUUAGGGAAUAGUGCUACAUUGAUCAAUAGCGGUUCUGUUUGGAGGGACCUUGUUUUGGAUUCUCAGGCUCGGGGCUGCUACUAUGACGCCUGCACUGUCAAGAAUUUGGCAAGGGCAAUUGCAGAUGCAUCAUCUGAUGAUUUAACAAGAAAGUUUUCAUCAAUGAAUCUCAGCAAUAGUUAUAUUCCUGCAGGGUAAUCUUUUUCCUAAAUUUGAGGUUCAACAAAAAAAAAAAAUUCUUUUUAAUCUUGAGGCAGUCUGUGAGUGUUUCUUGAUCAAACGAUAUAUAACUAUGCCUUUCAGGAAUAGGAAGGUUUUCUAGAAUAACAAGGCCUGGUUUUC